CCCGAAACUGAAAGAAAAAUACAAAAACCAGCCAUAAACUAAGUACGCGGCGUGCAAAAUAGUCGAUUAUAAUCGUAAAGCGUAAUGUAAAAUUCGUAAAAGUGCAGAAAUAAACACAACAAUGAAUGUGAUAAAUUAUAAUAGAAUGUGAAAAUUCAUCCACACACAUACACGCACACACAUACACGUCAUACACACGCAUACAUACACACACAGAAGCAAAGCGUAUGUGUGUGCAGAAAAAUAUGCGGCGCUUAAAAAAGAUGUCCGCCGGCGCUCAAUUGCAGAUGGCCCCACAGACCACAUCGACCCUAAGUCAUCAUCAUCCAAGCAGCCAAGCAGCACAACAACAACAGCAGCAGCAACAGCAGCAGCCACAGCAGCCACAUUUUGCAAAUCAUCACAGUACGCAGGCGCAACAGCAACAGCAAUUGUUGCCACAGCAGCUUACGCAGCAGCAGCAGCAGCAUUUGCAAACGCACACGUUGCAUUUGCAGCAGUUAACCACACAGCAACAGCAGCAACAACAGCAAGCGGCGGCGGCGGCGGCGGCAGCAGCAGCGGCGGCAUUAGCACAACAACAACAGCAGCAACAACAACAGCAGCAGCAACAGUCGCUGCAUCACAGUGCACUGCCGCCACAGCAUCAACAGCAGCUGCAACAUUUGCACCAACAGCAUCCACACGCAGCGCUGCAUCAGCAGCAACAGCAGCCGCACGGCGCUGCUGGUGGACACAGCAGCAAUCCGGACUCGAAUAUGAGCACUGGUUCCUCGCACAGCGAAAAGGAUGUCAACGAUAUGCUAGGACUCGGCAGCCUACAGCAACAGCAGCUAAAUCCAGGAUUGCACUCGAACAACGGCGCCUCCAUGCUUGACAUGCUCAGUGUCCAACAACAGCAGCAGCAACAGCAGCAGCUCAAUAGCACAGGCCCGGGCAGUGGACCCGGACCAGGACCAGGACCCGCCACUAAUACCAGCGGGAAGCAGCCGCGCACGCCUGCGGAGCGCAAGCGAAAACGCAAAAUGCCUAACAAUGCGGAUGAGACGGGCAACGGAGGCGGUGGAAGCAGCAGCGGGGUUGUUAGUGGCCUCAAGGUGGGCAAGUCGCUGGCAUUUCGCGACACCUCCAUGUCGAAGGCGGGCGGCAGCUUAGCGUUAAGUCUGGGCGCCGAUCGCUGCCCCCUGCCAAGCGGUGGAUCAGGCAGCGUCAGCGGCUCCGGGGCCGGCGCUGGUGGCAAAAGUGCGCGUCUACUGCUGACAGGUACCAAUGACAAGAAGAUUAACGAUUACUUCAACAAGCAGCAGCAGUCGGGUGGCAACUCUAGCCUGCGGCAACAUACGGGCAGCAAAUCGCCAUCAUCAGCCACGCAGCAGCAGCAGCAACAACAUCAGCAGCAGCAACAGCAGCAGCAGCAACAACAACAACAGCAACAACAACAACAACAGCACCAGGUGCAGACGACGAACGCGUACUCCAUACACGGCUAUCAUUCAACUAGUCCACAGACGCAGUCGCCCAGCCAACAGCAGGUGCAGCAGGCAGGCGCCGACUUUCAUUUCGUUAGCUCGGCGGCGGCGGCGGCGGCAGCGGCGGCCAAACAGCAGCAGCAGCGCCAGCAGCAGCAGCAGCAACAGACUUCCAAUGCAAUGGUUCCUCAGCAGACGCAAAUGGGCGUGGCCAUGUCACAUGUGGGCGUGGCGCACGGUGUCCUAAAUGCCGCCAGUCUGGGUCUGGGCGUGGUAGGGCCACAAGCGGCACAGCAGCAGGCGCAACAGCAGCAACAGUUGCCCGUUACAACAUCGGCGGCCAGCGUGGCCGUUGUGCCCACGCAUCAGCAACUAAGCACGCUGGGCGUCAAUGUCGGAGUUGGCGUUGGCGUCAAUGUGGGUGUGGGUGUUGGCGUGGGCGUGGUUGGUGGUCUGCCACCACCGCCGCCACCGUUGCCAAUGCCAACGGCUAUCAUGACGUACACGAAGGGCACCCAAACGGAAGUAUCGCAGAUAGAGCUGCAGGAGCGGGAGGCGGAGCAUGAGUCGGGUAAAGCGAAGCUGGACGAGAUGACAAGACUGUCCGAUGAGCAAAAGUGCCAGAUAAUGAACCACCAAAAGUCGAUCGAUCAGCACAAGUCGCACAUUGCCAAGUGCAUCGAUGUGGUGAAGAAGUUGCUCAAGGAGAAGAGCAGCAUCGAGAAGAAGGAGGCGCGGCAGAAGUGCAUGCAGAAUCGCCUCAGAUUGGGCCAGUUUGUGACACAGCGCGUCGGCGCCACAUUCCAGGAGAACUGGACGGACGGCUAUGCGUUUCAGGAGCUCAGCCGACGCCAGGAGGAGAUAACGGCUGAACGUGAAGAGAUCGAUCGCCAGAAGAAGCAGCUGAUGAAGAAGCGUCCAGCCGAGUCCGGGCGCAAGCGCAACAAUAACAGCAAUCAGCAAAACAACCAACACCAGCAGCAGCAACAGCAACAGAAUUCCAAUUCCAAUGACUCCUCCCAGCUGACCGAUCGGCUUGGCGGCAAUGCCGGCGCAGGCAGUCUGGACAGUGGCAUCGCUGUCGGCAAUGCCGCCGUCAACACAUCUGGCGCUGGCGGCGUUGGCGCUGGCAGCGGCGCUGUUGUGGUCGUAUCCUGCGGCCGUGGUCUCUCCCGCUCCAAUUCAACACAGGCACAGCAAGCGCAGCUGCUCCACAAUGGUGGCGGUGGCGCAGGUGGCGGCGUUGCAGGUGGCGGCGGCGGUGGAUCGGGCGCCAAUGUCGGCAACAGCGGAGGCGUCGGUGACAGGCUAUCGGAUCGCGGUGGCGGUGGCGGUGGUGCUGGCAGCGGACCUGGCGCUGGUGGUGGCGGCGGCAUCGGUGGCAACGAUAGCGGCAGCUGCUCCGAUUCGGGCACAUUUCUUAAGCCGGAUCCGGUGUCUGGCGCGUAUACGGCGCAGGAGUAUUACGAAUACGAUGAGAUACUCAAGCUGCGACAAAACGCACUCAAAAAGGAGGACGCCGAUCUGCAGCUGGAGAUGGAGAAGCUCGAGCGUGAACGUAAUCUCCACAUACGCGAGCUCAAGCGCAUACUCAACGAAGAUCAGUCCCGCUUUAACAAUCAUCCUGUGCUGAAUGAUCGCUAUCUGCUUUUGAUGCUGCUGGGCAAGGGCGGCUUCUCCGAGGUGCACAAGGCAUUCGACCUCAAGGAGCAACGCUAUGUCGCAUGUAAGGUGCACCAAUUAAACAAGGAUUGGAAGGAGGAUAAGAAAGCUAAUUAUAUCAAACACGCAUUGCGGGAGUACAACAUACACAAGGCGCUGGAUCAUCCGCGCGUGGUGAAGCUCUAUGAUGUCUUUGAGAUCGAUGCGAACUCGUUUUGCACCGUGCUGGAGUAUUGUGAUGGACACGAUCUCGACUUUUAUCUGAAGCAGCAUAAGACUAUUCCCGAGCGUGAGGCGCGCUCGAUAAUAAUGCAGGUUGUAUCUGCACUCAAGUAUCUAAAUGAGAUUAAACCGCCUGUCAUCCACUACGAUCUGAAGCCGGGCAACAUUCUGUUGACUGAGGGCAAUGUCUGCGGCGAGAUCAAAAUAACCGAUUUCGGUUUGUCCAAGGUGAUGGACGAUGAGAACUAUAAUCCAGAUCAUGGCAUGGAUCUGACAUCGCAGGGCGCGGGCACCUAUUGGUAUCUGCCGCCGGAAUGCUUUGUGGUUGGCAAGAAUCCACCGAAAAUCUCAUCAAAAGUGGACGUUUGGAGCGUGGGCGUGAUAUUCUAUCAAUGUUUAUAUGGGAAGAAGCCGUUUGGCCAUAAUCAAUCGCAGGCAACAAUUCUCGAGGAGAAUACCAUACUGAAGGCCACCGAGGUGCAGUUCUCCAACAAACCAACUGUUUCCAACGAGGCAAAGAGUUUCAUACGUGGCUGUUUGGCCUAUCGAAAGGAGGAUCGCAUGGAUGUGUUUGCAUUGGCACGACACGAGUAUAUACAGCCGCCCAUACCGAAGCACGGUCGGGGCUCUCUGAAUCAACAGCAGGCGCAACAGCAGCAGCAACAACAGCAGCAGCAACAGCAACAACAGUCGUCCACGUCGCAAGCGAAUUCGGCGGGGCAAACCUCGUUCUCAGCCCACAUGUUUGGCAAUAUGAAUCAGUCCAGCUCGUCCUAGCUGCCAACUAAAC
Messenger RNA from Drosophila hydei, 4143 nucleotides. RefSeq names its product histone-lysine N-methyltransferase 2D (gene Tlk). Bases 228 to 4130 code for a protein of 1300 amino acids. Lineage: Eukaryota; Metazoa; Arthropoda; Insecta; Diptera; Drosophilidae. The transcript is spliced from 8 exons. Gene Ontology annotation, biological process: peptidyl-serine phosphorylation; intracellular signal transduction; chromosome segregation. The record is from RefSeq and is a predicted model, not a curated record. Gene Ontology annotation, molecular function: ATP binding; protein serine/threonine kinase activity. Gene Ontology annotation, cellular component: nucleus.